AUGGCUCUGGAGCCUGAGGGCUCAGCCACACUCUGUGACUCCCUGAUGAAGAAUUUUGUCUUAGCCAUGGACCUGGUGGGCAGUCAGGAGGGGGGUUAUUAUUGUGAACGUUGGCACCAGAAGGCCCAAUAUUCGGGGUUUGUAGAAUGGGAGACACACAGUCAGGGCGGACCGAAGUGCUCCCCAAACUAUGCAUUAGGGAGCAGCAGCCCUUUGCACGCAGAACGGAAAAGCCACUGCCUGAAGUCUAAACCUGAACGUCAAAGGCUGGAGAGAGGAAGCGCUGGUGGCUCCCCAGAGCCCCCAGGGCGCAGCUCCCCUGCUCCACCAGGGAACCUUUGCCAUAGACCGAGAGUCCUCUUCCUUCCAGGAAGGGGCAAACCCAACCUAGCUGGGGGCCUAUGAGAGGGAGCAGCCCACCUCCUCCCUGGGGGAGUCUCUGACUUGGUGAAGUCUGGGAGGCCCUCUGGGCCCCAGGAUGGACUGUGCAGCACACGGGAGGAGGGCAGACCAGAGACAGGGCAGAAGGGAGCCAGGAAACACCCAAAGCUAGAAUUAUCAGGUUGGCUUCAGGCCCUGGUCCAUGAACUCGAUACCCCUUUCCUUUGCUGCUCAGACAGACUGAGCAGGGCAGUGAGUCCCUCUCAACAAUGUCCUCUGCAUUCCCUCAGCUGGCAUACACAGGACGGCCUAUGUGGCUGA
Lagenorhynchus albirostris (white-beaked dolphin) is the source of this 702-nucleotide messenger RNA. RefSeq names its product dendritic cell associated nuclear protein 1 (gene DCANP1). Lineage: Eukaryota; Metazoa; Chordata; Mammalia; Artiodactyla; Delphinidae. The record is from RefSeq and is a predicted model, not a curated record.